CUCUUAUUUUUUUUAACCUUGAGUAAUUUCCCCUAUCAUAGGAUUCCAUUAUCCAAAAGAAGAAACACCAUGAUAGCAAUCAGUUAGACUAACACCCCAACCAAACCCCACUUUGGCACUUUAUAAAAUACUAAAACAAAUACUUUUUUUCUUCAUUUUCAACCCCAAAUCUCCAAGUUAACAAGACCAUACAAAUCAUAUGAUACUCCACUCAACAAGUGAGAAGAGACCUCAAGGAGUAGUAGGAGUAGCCUACAAGUCUACAAGACGAGGAAACAUCAAAAAACACAUCAAAAACCCUAUACAAUCCGCACUUUUGCGAAGCGGUUGCCCAACUCUGUGCUCCGCCGUGUUGCCGCCGCCGCCAUGGGCUCCUGCCUCUCCUCCGACCUGCCUCCCCGCGCCGGCGCCGGCGCGGGAGCGUCACCCGGGUGGCCGCAGCGGUGGCGGAGGAGGAGGCAGCGGGGGGUGGAGCGGGGCGGGGCUGUUUCCGGCGGCGGCGGCGGCGUCUUCUCCAUCGGCGUCGGCGGCAAGAAGCUGCACCACGGCGGCGGAGGAGGAGGGGAGAUGACGGAGGAGGAGCUCGCGAAGGUCGAGGGGAGGGUGUGCGUCAACGGCGCGAGCGCGGCGGCGUGCCUGCACACGCAGCAGGGGCGGAAGGGCACCAACCAGGACGCCAUGGUCGUGUGGGAGAACUUUAAUACAAGUGAUAGUGUCUUCUGUGGUGUGUUUGAUGGUCAUGGUCCAUAUGGUCAUUUUGUUGCCAAGAAGGUCAGAGAUUCUCUUCCUGUCAAAAUACGCACACUAUGGAAAACCAGUGCCAACGAGGACACUAGUUCCCACCAAAAUGGAAGCAUUUCUGGAAGUGUUAAUUCAGAAGAGUCACCUGUUGUUGAUGAUGAAUGGGGUGAAUAUGCUGAUGACAGCGAGAAGCUUCCUGAGAUGUUUCUUCCACUUAAGCAGUCUUAUUUUAAGGCUUUCAAAUUGAUGGACAAGGAACUCAAAAUGCACCCUACAGUUGAUUGCUUUUGCAGUGGAUCAACAGCAGUCACGUUAGUAAAACAGGGAUUGGAUCUUGUGGUUGGGAACCUUGGGGACUCGAGAGCAAUAAUGGGGACACGAGAUGCUGCCAAUAAUCUAACUGCUGUACAACUCACAGUUGAUUUGAAGCCUAACCUUCCAAGGGAAGCUGCGAGGAUCCAGCAGUGUAGGGGAAGAGUUUUUGCUCUUCAGGAUGAACCAGAAGUUGCCAGAGUAUGGUUGCCAAAUAAUGACUCUCCUGGAUUGGCAAUGGCAAGAGCUUUUGGAGACUUCUGCCUUAAAGAUUAUGGUUUAAUAUCUGUUCCACAGAUAUCCUAUCGUCGUCUUACUGAAAAGGAUGAGUUCAUAAUACUGGCCACUGAUGGGGUUUGGGACGUCCUCUCAAACAAGGAGGCUGUUGACAUAGUAGCCGCAGCUCCAUCUCGUGCAACGGCUGCCAGGGCUCUUGUCGACUGUGCUGUCAGAUCAUGGAGAUUGAAGUUCCCAACAUCCAAGAGCGAUGACUGCGCUGUUGUGUGCCUAUUCUUAGACCAUGCAAAGUCACCUGACUUGAUUCAAGAGAACGAGAGCGAGGAAGAAACUACAGAGGAUGUUGCAAUCCCAGACACCGUUGCUAAGGUUGACCAAGACAUUGCACAAGGAGAUGCACAUAUCUCCAGUGAAGAGCAAAUCACCGAGCCAGCAUUGCAGCACUCCUACACAUUAAGGGAUGUUGAUGAGAUUGUACCGGUAGAGGAGCCUCCAGUCUCAAAGGAACCUGAAAGAUGUGGAUCUGCCCGCAGCCUUGCUGAUUGUAUAUCCACAAACGAGGAGGAGGAAUGGUCAGCACUCGAAGGUGUGACGCGGGUCAAUUCCCUCUUGAACCUUCCCAGAAUACUUUCAGGCGAGAAGAGAUCAACCAGCUGGAGGAAGCGGCGAUGAACGAUUCCCCCGCUUAAGUCAGGCUGAGAGCGCAUUUCAGUCGAAACCGGCAAUUUCAGCCAGGAGUGUGCAAAUCUCUUCGGUCCCUGGGAUUUUAUUAGAGCCGAUUUUUAGGUUUCUUCACCCAGAUUGUUUCAUACCCUGUACACUCCAGAUCGAUCUGUUCUUCCUUUUGUUCUCUUGUCAGGAGGUGUUUCAUGCUUGGGCUUCUUUACUUGUUUUUUUGUGUAUAAGAAAGUUUUUGUUCUGUGAGAAGCCUUCUGUAAAAUCAUGUAAUACCUCCUCCCUUCUCCUCUCUUGGUGGAUGGAUGUUCAGUUCACCUGCUGUUUCUAUGCUGGAACAAGAACUCAAUUCUAUAUGUAUUAGCUCAUGAAUUUUCAGCUGCAAGUAUAAAAGCUUCCUAAUUUUGCA
Oryza sativa Japonica Group (Japanese rice) is the source of this 2374-nucleotide messenger RNA. The record is from RefSeq and is a predicted model, not a curated record. NCBI's taxonomy places the organism in Eukaryota, Viridiplantae, Streptophyta, Magnoliopsida, Poales, Poaceae.